Messenger RNA from Aspergillus candidus, 675 nucleotides. RefSeq lists its product as uncharacterized. The transcript has 2 exons. The record is from RefSeq and is a predicted model, not a curated record. The coding region runs from base 1 to 675 and encodes 224 amino acids. Lineage: Eukaryota; Fungi; Ascomycota; Eurotiomycetes; Eurotiales; Aspergillaceae.
AUGCACCUCUCCGUCUCCGCCCUCCCAUCCCUCCUAACGAUCAUCACUCCCCUCAUAACACUUACCCUGCCCCCACCAACGACCGCCUGGGCCUUCGCCUACACCAACCAAACUGGCAACACCCGCUUCAUCCACGGCUACGAAAGCGACCUGCGCAAAUGCACAGUGGCGAACAUCGCGAAAGGCAAACUCGUCGACUAUGACUCGCAAGGCGACCGCGUCUGCGUCUCCAUCUUCCGCGACGAGACCUGCACCGACAGCGCGGGCUACGCGUGCCACACGCACGUGCACAACGCGAGCGCGAACUUCGCUGCUUACUCGAUUUAUCCGCGGGAGGAGGAGGCUGGUGGGGGUGGACUGAGUGGCGGGGCCAUUGCGGGGAUUGUGGUUGGGGUUGUGGCUGCUUGUGCUGGGGCUGGGGGGCUAUUGGGGAGGGGGAGUAAGAGGGGGUCUGGGGAGUCGAGUGCGAGGGGGCAUACUGCUCAUGGGGAUGGAGAUGGGGAUGGAGGUGGGGAUGGGGAUGUGGGUGCGAGAGAGUCAGAGUUUGAGAGGCCCUCUGAGUUGAUGGGGGAUGCAGGGCUGAGUGAGAUGAGUGACAGUCAUCGCGUUGUGGAGCUGGGGGACAGUGGUCGUGUGGAAAGACAUCCUCAAAUGAAGGUCGCGGAGCUAGGGUGA